Molecule: messenger RNA, 1060 nt
Organism: Nelumbo nucifera (sacred lotus)
Lineage: Eukaryota; Viridiplantae; Streptophyta; Magnoliopsida; Proteales; Nelumbonaceae
Source: RefSeq, a predicted model, not a curated record
ACAGGAACGACCUGGCUCAAGGCCCUAGUUUGGUGUAUCCUGAACUGCAGUACCCACAAGAAAGAUGGCAACGGCUAUGUCAUCAAUGAUGAUGGUGAUGGUGAUGGUGACGAGGAUGAACCUUUGAUAACAAACUCUCCUCAUGCCCUUGUUCAGAGCUUUGAGACCCAGAUCUACAAGGACAAUCCCACCCCAGAUCUCUCAGGUAUCCCCUCCCCCUCUCCCAGACUUUUCCAUACUCACAUGCCUUAUAAAUCACUACCACCAUGCAUCAAAAACUCUGCCUCCUGUAAGAUUGUUUAUGUGACUGGGAACCCCAGAGACACAUUCAUCUCGCUUUGGUAUUUUCUUAAUGAGAUUCAUAAGACUUGUGAAGAACAAGGUUCACAUCCAAUGGAGGAAUUAUUCGACGACUUCUGCGAUGGGGUUUAUCCUAUGGGCCCCUUCUUUGACAACGUUGUAGGCUACUGGGAAGAGAGCCUAAGACAGCCUGAAAAGAUAUUGUUCCUCAGGUACGAUCGAGGACAUGAGAGGUGAUCAAGGCAACAGGUGAUGAAGAUAGCUUCCUUUCUUGGGAGGCCUCUUCUCAACGAACAAGAGGCCGACAAGGUGGUGCAGAAAUGCAGCUUGGAGAGGCUUAAAAAUCUGGAGGUGAACAAAAAUGACAGGGAUUUUUGGAGUGGAAUCGGCAACAGUGUGUUUUUCAGGUCUGGGAAUGUUGGAGACUGGAAGACACACUUGACACCAGAGAUGACUGAGCGACUCGACCAGAUUUCUCGCUUCAAGCUACAGGGUUCUGGUUUGCAUCUCUAGCUAGCUUCUUCUAAAUGCAAUUCCGACCGACCUAUCGACCAACAGAUGCGUCUACAGAUCAAACCUCUUGCUCUGAUCACCCAUCAAAUAAGCUCACACCAGUUGCUUAGUUGUUGUUUACUGUUAAACUUUUCAUCUUUAAUUUAUGAGAGAUGAAGUAGCUACUUGAUGAAAUCAUUGGUACCCACAGCUAUAUAUUGUUGGGGAACCUCGUUAGUAGUCAUAAAAGGAAAGAUUGAUGCUCUCA